This is a messenger RNA of Lentinula edodes (shiitake mushroom), 1182 nucleotides long. RefSeq lists its product as uncharacterized. The record is from RefSeq and is a predicted model, not a curated record. Lineage: Eukaryota; Fungi; Basidiomycota; Agaricomycetes; Agaricales; Omphalotaceae. The transcript has 5 exons. Bases 1 to 1182 code for a protein of 393 amino acids.
AUGUCCAACCUUGCCCUCAAAUCCACCAAUGAGCUUUUCACUCAGGUUUACGCCAAAAUCGGCAACAUUGCACCACUUGCCGCUAAUACAGAGCCUGACGUUCGGCAAACCUUUUCUGCUGGCCUGCAAGCACUACACCACAAAGCCGAGAGUUUACUGCAGUGGAUAAUCGCCAUGGGUCAGGUAACUGUUGACGAUCAAGGUGACCCUUUGAACUUAGAGAUAGGAACCUACACCUGGGAUCCUCUCCCGGAAGAUGUUGCAGCUCUGGUCUCCCACGCUGACUCUGUGGACGAAGGGGAUGAGUAUGGCACCGACGAAGAUCCCAACGACGUUGUGGACGAGCAACUCACAGCGCAAAAGGCUCCGAUCCUCGAAGUAAUCCACGAUCCUGGCCGUCUCCGAUUUCGUCUUCAAGACUUUAGGUCCAUGGUAGCUGCUGCUGGUUAUAAAGGCAAAGUUGAAGACCAAGAACGGCAAGCGAUCAUACACAUGAUUUGCAGGUACAAGCUAUACCCAACUCAUACCAUGGAAAAAGAAUUAGGUGAACACCAAUUCGUCACAAAAAGUAUUCCAAAAUGGACUUCCUCUGCAAACAACAUCGACAACAUUCAAGUCCUCGAAGAUCGCGCCCUGGCUCGAGAAAUCUUUAUCCUCAAAGAUACUCAAAAUAACAACGUGCAUAUAUGGAUCAAAUGUGUUUUGCGGAACAUCCAGGCCCUGCAGCUUGUCCAAGAAUGGGACACACUCUCUCCCGAACUCCAGCUCCAAUUUCGACACGCCGUAGCCAAAACAUACUUUUCCAACGAAUUUGCCCCCCUCUAUCGAAAGUUCAAUACCCACCAUAAUAAAAUCAUUUCUCGCCAUCGAAAGUUUGCCACUCUGUUUACCAUGCUUGGCCCCACCGUCCUUCUUGAUCCUGCACUACUUCAUCUUACGCAGCAGGGAUAUCCUCGCAGCUCCAAGUACUUUGACAGAGUCCUAGCAAUCGUUAUUCGGGAAUUGGAAAACGACGCCUUUGAAGUCGAGAUUCCCUGGCUUUGGGAACAAAAGAGGUUCCUGCUUAGGGCUGUUGAUGUCAUCGCGGGAUCAUCAACCUUCGAACAUGUUCGUGCCUUCCUAGACAACACCUGUUUUGCAGAUAUGGACUAUGUGACUGAUUCUGAUGGGGUAGAUAUAUAA